This is a messenger RNA of Asparagus officinalis (garden asparagus), 351 nucleotides long. RefSeq lists its product as uncharacterized. The transcript has a single exon. The record is from RefSeq and is a predicted model, not a curated record. Bases 68 to 280 code for a protein of 70 amino acids. NCBI's taxonomy places the organism in Eukaryota, Viridiplantae, Streptophyta, Magnoliopsida, Asparagales, Asparagaceae.
AAAGAACGAAGAGAAAGAAGGAACCAUACCUUUCAUCUAGCUCUUCAAGGAAUUUGGCAGAGAGAAGAUGUCUGCUGACUGGGGUCCGGUGAUCACGGCGGUGGUCCUCUUCAUCCUCCUCUCGCCGGGCCUCCUCUUUCAGCUGCCGGCGAAGACAAGAAUAGUGGAGUUCGGGAACAUGAGCACAAGUGGUAUCUCUGUUUUAGUUCACGGCAUCAUCUUCUUUGCUAUAUACACCAUCUUAGUAGUUGCCAUUGGUGUACAUGUGUAUGCUGGAUGAUUAAGAGAUGGUGUUUGUGUUUUUCAAGCUUUAAGGUUUUUAAUGAAGAAUUUAUGUGUUAAUUGGUUUCA